AUGCACUCACCUCCUAGAGACCAGGCUGCCAUCAUGCUCUGGAAGCUCGUGGAGAAUGUCAAGUACGAAGAUAUCUAUGAGAUGUUAGUCCACACCUAUUCAUCCAUGGACCGGCACGAUGGCGUCCCAAGCCACAGCUCCAGGCUCUCCCAGCUGGGCUCAGUAUCCCAGGGACCUUACUCCAGCGCCCCGCCGCUGUCCCACACCCCGUCGUCAGACUUCCAGCCGCCCUACUUCCCGCCUCCCUACCAGCCGCUCCCCUACCAUCAGAGCCAGGAUCCCUACUCCCACGUCAACGACCCCUACUCCCUGAACCCACUGCACCAGCCCCAGCAGCAUCCUUGGGGGCAACGGCAGCGACAAGAAGUGGGUUCGGAAGCCGGCUCUCUCCUGCCCCAGCCUCGGGCAGCCUUGCCCCAGCUCUCGGGCCUCGACCCCCGGAGGGACUACCACUCGGUCCGCCGGCCAGACGUGCUGCUGCAUUCGGCGCACCACGGCCUGGAUGCGGGCAUGGGUGACAGCCUCUCGCUGCACGGCCUCGGCCAUCCCGGAAUGGAAGACGUCCAGUCAGUUGAAGAUGCCAAUAACAGCGGCAUGAAUCUAUUGGACCAGUCUGUCAUAAAAAAAGUUCCGGUUCCUCCCAAAUCUGUGACUUCUCUGAUGAUGAAUAAAGAUGGCUUCCUGGGAGGCAUGUCCGUCAACACCGGCGAGGUAUUUUGCUCGGUCCCGGGCCGUUUGUCUCUGCUCAGUUCAACUUCAAAGUACAAAGUAACUGUGGGGGAAGUUCAGAGACGGCUUUCGCCCCCCGAAUGCCUCAAUGCGUCUCUCCUCGGCGGCGUCCUCAGAAGAGCCAAAUCGAAAAAUGGGGGGAGAUCUUUGCGAGAAAGGCUAGAAAAAAUCGGUUUGAAUUUACCCGCGGGCAGGCGCAAAGCUGCAAAUGUCACGUUACUCACCUCCCUGGUGGAAGGAGAAGCUGUUCACUUAGCUCGGGAUUUUGGGUAUAUUUGUGAAACGGAGUUUCCUGCUAAAGCGGUUUCUGAGUAUUUGAACCGGCAGCACACCGACCCCAGUGACCUGCACUCCCGAAAGAAUAUGCUGCUGGCUACCAAGCAACUCUGUAAAGAAUUUACGGAUCUGCUGGCGCAGGAUCGGACGCCAAUCGGGAACAGCAGGCCUAGCCCCAUCCUGGAGCCGGGGAUCCAGAGCUGCCUCACGCACUUCAGCCUCAUCACGCACGGCUUCGGCGCCCCGGCCAUUUGCGCCGCGCUCACGGCCCUGCAGAACUAUCUCACCGAGGCGCUCAAAGGCAUGGACAAGAUGUUCUUGAACAACACCACCACUAACAGGCACACGUCUGGGGAAGGCCCAGGUAGUAAAACUGGCGACAAGGAGGAGAAACACAGGAAAUGAAAAAUUAAAAAAAAAAAAAAGAAAAAUGUUUUAAAUACAAAAGGAAAACAGAAAAAAUUUAAUUUUAGCUUUAAAAUGUUGGAUUGGCUUUGGAAGAAUUAUAUUAGGUAGAAUACACAUACAAUCAAAUUUAAAAAAAAAGAGCUAAAUAACUUUUAAAAAAAACUGAGGCGUACAACGGAGCAACAAUAUCGGUUCUCAGUGUCUAUUUCAAGAUACACUUGGAGACAAACGUCCGGAUUUUCCACUUCGGUUCUUUCGAGCUUAGUAAUACUGAUAAUAAAAGAAAACCAUGAUUUUCCCCCUUUGGAAAAUAAACGUAAGACUAAAGAUGAGAAAACGCUAACUUAUUGGAAGAAAAUCGGAGAAACAUUGUUGGUGUCAGUGCUUUGAGAGUUGGUUGACUGAGACGCACGAACUUUUUAAUUUUUAAUAUUUUUUUAGGAAACACUCUUGCAGUCCCCACCCUUCCACCUCACUUCACCCCUCUCCCAGCCACCCUUUUCUACAUUGCCCUCCCUCCCUCAAGCUGUCACGGGAAUUUUCCGGGAUGAAAAUGAGUGUGGUUAGCCCCUUUGCGUUGUGUUUCAGUCCCCUGGGUGCCCCCGCCCCCGCCCCGCCCUGCGUUCUUAACUCACCGGCGCUCAGCUCCCAGGCCGUUGGCACCCUUGGGAGGGCGAGGGCGGGCGGGGAGGGAGGCCCGCGGUGGUGCCGGUGGGGGCUGCUGCUUGUGCCGGGCGGCUGAGCAGAGGCUCCUGCGGCUGAGGAAAAUCCGGAUCAAUAAGUUGAUUCAGACUCAUCAUCAGUUCCUUUCAGAAAUGUUACUAAUUCCCAGCCUUGCCGGCAUCUGCAUACAGAGAAUCUUGCAUUUGUUAUAUUUGUGUCAUCUACCAAUUUUAAGAACAAUAGUAAAAAAAAAAGCACAAUAUGAAUACGUUGAUUAGUAUGUAAUUCCUUCGGAGGGGUAUGUACCAUUUCAUUCUCUUCUGUUUUCCAAAGCUUUGCCCGCAUGGUUUAUGAGCUUCUUCAAAGAGGACUUGGGCUUCCUACACAAUCUAUAAGGUACAGAGAAAAGAAAAAAUCCGAUCCCUUUUUAAUCAAAGCCUGUGUGUCAGAAUUCUGCAGGUGCACUUCUUUAAAGAAGCUCAAAGGGAAUAAUUUAGAAAGUGGCCAAUAAGAGAUUGAAGCAGCUCUGAGUCUAGUUGCUAACAGAUACCUCAACAUGGAAUUCCACGGGAGGGGGAGCUGAAAAAUGAAUUUUAGGGGAGAAGAGUAAGGGUUCUUGGAGCCCAAUAUUUUAGCAAUAUUGCCCUGCCUUUGAAAUAGAUUCCAUUUCCUUGGGCUCUUUGGUGAUUGCCGUUUUAGCCGGUGAAGAAGCAGCUUUUUGAGUGGUUGUGGGGAGGAGGGUGAUGCAAGCUCCCGUGUUUUAGCAACAAUUGCUUUCUUACAAGAUGCUUUAUGAAUGAGACACUCCCCCCUCUCAGAUGUGCACUUGUUUUGGCAUAUAAUGGCAAAAUAAUGAAUGCAAAGUGAAAGGAGAUGUAUUUCAGCUUUGAAUUUUACCAUCUGUAUACACUGGGACUAUUCCCAGUGGAUAAAGUUUCCUGCAUUUAAUAUCUCUCA
This is a messenger RNA of Zalophus californianus (California sea lion), 3033 nucleotides long. It is a transcript of the gene TFAP2B, whose product is annotated as transcription factor AP-2 beta. Gene Ontology annotation, cellular component: nucleus. Gene Ontology annotation, biological process: regulation of cell population proliferation; regulation of transcription by RNA polymerase II; anatomical structure development. The coding region runs from base 1 to 1410 and encodes 469 amino acids. The transcript has 8 exons. The record is from RefSeq and is a predicted model, not a curated record. Gene Ontology annotation, molecular function: DNA-binding transcription factor activity, RNA polymerase II-specific; RNA polymerase II transcription regulatory region sequence-specific DNA binding. NCBI's taxonomy places the organism in Eukaryota, Metazoa, Chordata, Mammalia, Carnivora, Otariidae.